Rhagoletis pomonella (apple maggot) is the source of this 685-nucleotide messenger RNA. RefSeq lists its product as uncharacterized. The transcript is spliced from 3 exons. The coding region runs from base 295 to 624 and encodes 109 amino acids. The record is from RefSeq and is a predicted model, not a curated record. Lineage: Eukaryota; Metazoa; Arthropoda; Insecta; Diptera; Tephritidae.
GAAAAGGUUUUUGUUUUCGUAGCAGAUUCGUGGUGAAAGUCCUUUAUAGGGACCAAAUUUUCCCACAAGAAAUUGAGCGCAUGGUUGCUUUUGGGUCCCAAAAGAAUGAAUAUUAGAAAACAUUUAAAAAAAGCCUAAGGUAAUAAAAUUAUAUGCAACUAAAAAUAAUCACAAUAAUUUGCACUUAUGAGUUAAUGUGAUAAUCAUGUGUAAAAACUCUUUUCAACUAUUAUUUUUCACAAAAUAAUUUUGAGGAUCAGUUUGCUCUGAGCGCUUGUGUUGUUUACCAAGAAAAUGCAGCCCUGUUGGUUUUAUUUCUGUAUCGCAUCGCGACUAUUAAUUACAAACACAGCAUCAUCAACGGUGAUUGCAAGAACUACUGCCAUCCCUGCGGUUUUUCCUCUUGGUAAAUGCGUUCUGGUCGUGACCAAUGGUGGUCUCCCAAAUCAGCCGGGAAUAAGAACAAAACGCCGCAACCACUGCUGUGGUAAAUAUGUUCCAGCAGAACUGCCCACCGCCGUCGGUGUAAUGAUUUCGAUAGCUGAACAAACGCCAUCUGCUGGGCAUUCCCACAGCUUGUCGACACUUGUUAUUAUAUCACGUGUGAAUGCAACUGGGGCUUAAUUUGGUUAUUAACAGUGCAAUAGUACCAUGUCAUUGGCAAAAACACUAAGGGCUGCUGGCA